AUGGCAUCCAAAAGUCCCAAAGAUAUUCGUGCGCUGCGUCGGUCGAGUCGUUUGGGGAGCAGCCACAGGAAUGACGAGGGCAUCAAGUCGACAGUGCAGGCGAGCCCGCGGCGCACCACUGGACAGCUCCGUUUGCCGACGCCUGUGGCGUCGACGACGAAACGCCGCGUGAAGAGGACGACGACGGCGAGCCGGAGAUCCAAGUCCAAGAGACCGGCCAAAGGCAGUGCUAGGAACUGCACCGAGAGUGAUGCGAGCCUUGAUCCAAGCAACCACGACCAUGAAAGCCUUUCGCCCACAGACUGUGCGUACUGCAGCCCAACAACGGACCAUACCAGAUGCCUCCAUAACCGAGGCAAGCCGCGACCCCCAAAGUCACCCGGUUCUUACCUUGGUCCAGAUGUCGUCUUGCAGUCUGUCGAGACCGCCCGCAAGAACGUCGAUGCUCCCAUGAGUGGCCACCAAAUCGGCAACGAGGAACAAUGGCACAACGUCGAUAAUAUUGUCAGCAUUCUGUCCAAGACAAGGGAGAAAGACCAGGCUUCCCGUACCAUUUCAAAGCCUUUUGUAAACAUACUGCCCAAACCUGCCUCUUCGACUGAUCUCCACAGCGAUGCUGAUACAGAGAUGUUAUCUCCCUCUUGCACUUAUCCACCGAGCCAUCAGCUACCUCAGCAAACGGCUAGCCACCCGGUCCUUCAGCCAUCCCAGGACCCUCACGUACGCUUUGUCAAUACAUUCCCUGACUCUUACACUUCGGAAAGUACAGCCAAGUGGAAGAAGAAGCUCGCUUUGUGUGAACCGCUCGUGAUACCCCAGUUCCGUCCUCCGACAAUCGUGCCGGGUUCGCCCUCUUCCAACUCGCCACAGAGCCCCAGGCCAAUGGCCAUGCCAAGUCUUUACAGUCACUCACAUUUUUCCGACCAAUCCGCCAUGUCUACUACGCCGGGAGUGUUUGUCUCGUCCCAGCUACAAUACCCUACGCCGACAGGUCUUCGUACGCAGCACACUUACCAACUCAAAGACUUGUCGACCUCAGUUGGAGCAAAUAGUAUGUACUCAGUGCCAUCUUCGGCUAACGCCAUAUCCUGGUACGGCUCUGAGAGGAGCGUCGCAUCCGAUGUAUACCCCACAGGGCGCCAGAACAUAGCCAUGUGGUCCGAAAAUAGCGGGCAGGGCAAGCCGUCAAGCAUGCCCGAGGCCUAUUUACAGCCUCCGACGCCCAUACUGCGGGCAAGAGAACUGCCAGACUAUACCAAGUUUCCUCCUCCGGCGUCAUUCAUGUGA
Molecule: messenger RNA, 1287 nt
Organism: Sporothrix schenckii 1099-18
Lineage: Eukaryota; Fungi; Ascomycota; Sordariomycetes; Ophiostomatales; Ophiostomataceae
Exons: 2
Coding region: 1-1287 (428 amino acids)
Source: RefSeq, a predicted model, not a curated record